This is a messenger RNA of Oryctolagus cuniculus (rabbit), 2499 nucleotides long. NCBI's taxonomy places the organism in Eukaryota, Metazoa, Chordata, Mammalia, Lagomorpha, Leporidae. The record is from RefSeq and is a predicted model, not a curated record.
CGAAGCCAGACAGCGAUGGUUGACAUCAUGCGGCAGGGAACGCGCAUCCGCAUUGGGCGGCCCUGCUGCUGUGGGUGGGCCCGAACGGGGAAUCCGGAAGCUCCUUCGGCCGCGGGGCUGCAGCGGGGCUCCGGGGUCGCGGGCGAGCACGGCAUGGCUGAGCGCCGGAGGCACGUAUUUGUUGAUAAAGUGCUGAAGAGACUUUUUCCUACUACUUCAAGUGGUCAAGAAAAAACGACUUCCCAGACGCCAGCCUCCGAGAAACCAUGCAAGAGAGUGGCUCCUGAGACUGUGAAAUCCAAGCCUGUGCAGUCUUUGACAGAUAGUGACACUAAGACGCAGUCUGAAAGGCGGCUCUAUACUGUGAGUCUACCCCCAGAGGGGUAUUUGCCAGAGUCACACAGCUGCUUGGAUUCUGAGAAUAUCUCCACCGAGGAGGAUGUAGAAGGUAAAAAGGGGAAGAGGAAAGAUCAGGAUUCUCAUGAUCAACCAAAGAGAAGAAGAAUUAGAAAGCAUAAAUCAAAGAAAAAUUUGAAAAAUUCCAAUUUUGUUCAUGUAGAACAAGCAGAAUUAGAGAAACAUCAGAGUCUUUUACAAGAGAAAUUACAGCACCAGCACACAGAUGGCCCGUCAAUCAGCAAAAAUAAAAAAAGGAAACUGAAAAAGAAACGGCAGAUUAAAAGGAAGAAAGCAGCUGGCUUAGCAACAAAGGCUUCAGGUGUCAAUUUCAUGUACCAACCUGCAGAGAGCACCAGUGAGCAAGAAAAUGAAAGAGACAGUGAGGGAGAGGUUAGAGACAGCAGUGAGGAAGAUGUCAGAGAUGCCAAGGAGGAAGAAGCUGGAGACGCCAGUGAGGAAGAGGUUAAAGUCACCAAUGAAAAGGCAGAUGGCAUCCUAAGCUUGCUGAAAUCAAUGCAAGAAAUUUAUUUUUAUGAUGGUCUCUGCAAAGACUCAGAUUCCUCUGUGUGUGUGGAAACCACUGAGGAGCUGCUGCGGCUCCUGGAGUCUCACUGCAUGCCUGCCUCAGACGUGUUCGUUCUGGACCACAUGAAAACACUGUUGCUUUUGCAAGAUACUGAGAGACUGAAGAGUGCUCUGGAAAUAUUCCCAGAACACUGCAUGAUGCCUCCUGACCAUGCCAGAGUAAUCUCAGCUUUCUUUAAUUACUGGAUCACACAUGUCCUUCCUGAGAAAAGCAAUGAAUAAAAUCACUGUCUCUCUUUAAGAAGAGCUAAUAUUCAACAAGAAAAUAUAAAAGACAGAAAUGAAGCAGGCUGAGAAUUAAAUCUUAUUUACAAAGGUUAAUUCUCAGUGUUUUCUUUGCAACCCAAAUCCAGGGAACUUCAAAGACAAUUUUGCCAUGUUACUGAUUCCUGUCUUUGUAAAUAAUGAAUGAAACUUGAAGUCUCACCUGAAAUUUAAAAUGAGAAAUAAGAGUGAAAUUUAUAUUUUUCAUUUAUUUGUAAUUGCAUGUAUCUUGAAUUGAUUCUGUUUAAUUCCUGUAAAAAUUGAAAAUGGACAUUCUAUUAAAUUAAGCUAUAUGGCUUGAAGAUGUUAUAUAUUUUUAUAAAGUCACCUUGCAUCUUAGAAUCUUUGUUUUAAGAAUACUUUAUAGGUAUUAAAAUGUUCUAGUUUGGGCCUGCCUUGUGGUGCAGUAGGUUAAGCUGCCACAUGCGAUGCCAGCAUCCCAUAUCGGAGCGCCAGUUCGAGCCCCUGCUGCUCUACUUCUGAUUCAGGUUCCUGCUAAUGCACCUGGGAAAGCAGCAGAAGAUGGCCCAAGUACCUGGAACCAUGCUACCCAUGUAGGAGACCAGAAUGGAGUCCAGGCUCCUGGCUUCAGCCUGACCCAACUACAGCCACUUCAGCCAUUUGAAUGUUCCUUGCUGUGGAUAUAUGACUUUUUAUUUAUCCCUUUAUCUGUUGGUGGACACUAAAAAGGAUUGUCUCCCCAUUGUGAACAGUGCUACUGUGAAGACUUGUCGACAAGAUUCUGUGUGGAUGUUUGUUUUCCUUCCUCUGAAGAAUAGAAAUGCUGACUCAGUCUGUGUUCAACAUUGGAGGAACUGCUAGACUUUUCCGCAGUGCUGCACCAUUUUAUACUUCCCCACAUGCUCCACACCACUUGUAAUUCUCCGUUUUCUUGAUAGUAGCCAUCCUAAUCAGUGUGAGGGGGGUGUCUCAUGGUGGCUUUGAUUUGCAUUUUGCUAAUGACUAGUGAUAUUGAGUACCUUGUAAUGACUAAUGGUAACUGGGUAUAUUUUCAAGGGCUGUUGGCCAUCUGUAUAGCCUCUCUGGAGAAAUGUGUGAAUAUCUUGUCUGGAAAAAUGGCAUGGCACAUAUUCGUGAAUUGUGCUGUUAUUUCAUUAUAGAAGUUCUUUGUAUAUUCUGCAUAUUAACCCCUACUAGAUACAUGACUUGAAAUGUUUUCUCCCAUUCUGAGCCUUGUCCUUUCACUCUGAGUGGUGUCCUUUAUGCACUAAAAUUCUUAAUUUUAGUAAA